UCUCUCUUCUCUUCCCCUUCUCGCUCUCUCUCUCCCUCUCUCGGCGAGGACGCAGCGCGGCGGCUACAGCGUCGUCGUCGUCGUCGCGCUGGACAUGGAGGCCGCGGCGGCGGCGGUGGCGUGGGAAGAGCCAGCGGCGGCGAGGGACGCGGAGGCCGCGGCGGUGCUGGACACGGAGGAUGCGUCGACGGCGGCCCCUCCAUGUGCCCCCCGCGAGAUGGUCGUAGCCUGCGUCCACGGCGGCUCCCCGUGUGCCCGCCCGCCUGCACGACCACGGCACUAGCAGCCGCGCCACCAUACCGUGGAGCGCUAGCCAGAGAGAACGAAGAAAACGACCAGAAGUAGAAGAAAGAAGAAAAAGAGGAAAAAAAUGAAAGAACCAAUGAGCAGCAGCACAAGCCGUCAUUUUGGUCCGCUGCAUAGACAUGACCGCUGUGCAUGCCGUCCGGCUGCCGCACCGCAUGCCGUCCUGGCUGCGUCUCGCCGUCGCUCAACCACGCCUCGCCGAUGCACGGCCGUGCCAAGCGCCAUCCGGCGGCACCACCACCGUCAAGCCGGGGGAGGAAAGGAACAAGAACCAGAAAAAGAAUAUGAAAUAAAAAGGGGAAAAGCGGGGAGGCAGUCAGUGCCCGUCGCCAUGCGUCCGCGCCUAGCGCCACAGGAGCCCCGCCAUCUGCCGCGUCGACCGACACAAGGUCGUCCGUCGCCAGCCACCGCACCAUCCGCCGCGCAUCGCCACCGCCGACUGCACCGACGCCCGGCCGCGCCACGCGACGCUCGCCUUCCACCGCCGCACGGCCGAGCGACGCCCUUCCGCACUAGGAUCGCGCCCGCGCCGUCUUCCCGCGUCCCCUCACGACCACCCGCUGCCGCUUGACCUGCGUCGUGUGCCGCCGCAGUGGGCCGCGCGCCGCCGCCCACCACCCGCCCCAGCACGCCGCCGUGCGCGCCGACGGACCGCCGCCG
Messenger RNA from Oryza sativa Japonica Group (Japanese rice), 966 nucleotides. RefSeq lists its product as uncharacterized. Lineage: Eukaryota; Viridiplantae; Streptophyta; Magnoliopsida; Poales; Poaceae. The record is from RefSeq and is a predicted model, not a curated record.